GCGGUGGAGGUGGGCGAAGGCGCGGUGCGUGGAAAAAGACCCAUCCCAUGGCGUGCAAUCGACGCUAGCGCUAGAAGAGGUAGCUUCCACUGUAGCGAGCUGGGAGGAGGGGGAGGAGAGAAUGCGAGGAGGAUGCCCGUGGGAUGAGAGGAGGGAUUGCUUCGUCUUGGGUGGAAGUGGGAGUGGGAGGAUUCUCCUCCAUCAUGCCGCCCACGCUGAGAAGUAUGCCUCCGCCGCCACAGAGAGUCAUGAGCGGCGCUCGCGUGCUAAGAUCGCUCCGCAAGCUCGCCGCCUACUGCAGUUUGAUGGCCUUCUCCUGCCUGCUCGUUGUCAAGCUCGGCUCCCCCACCUCCUCGGCUCCUCCGCAUCGUCACGAUCUCUUCUUCCAUUUGUCUUGGUGGUGGGUGUUUCUUCCACUGUGGGUGUUUCAUGGGAUAGUUUCUAGGGGGAGGUUCUCCGUUCCGGCACCAUCUCCACCUCAUGAUAGGCAUUGGGCUCCUUGUCAUGCUGUUGUUGCCAUCCCGCUGCUUGUUGCAUUUGAGCUCCUCUUGUGCUCCUACCUUCAUAGCCGCGAAGGUAAAAACUCUCGCUUUGGAAGUACUACUAGUUUUUCUACGAGCCCCGGAAAGACGCAAGUGUUUCCUUCACCGCUUUGGUUUUUUCUUUUUUCCUGUGGUGCAGUGUAUGCGGAGCCGCUGUUGAGCCUCAAGCUUGUCUUCGUGCCAUUGCUGGGUCUUGAACUCCUGAUUUUAAUUGAUAACUUCAGGAUGUGCAGGGCUCUGAUGCCGGCAGACGAAGAAAGUUUAACUGAUGAUAUAAUCUGGGAAACACUUCCGCAUUUUUGGAUAUCUGUUUCGAUGGUCUUCUUUGUGGCUGCGACCGUUCUUACCUUGUUAAAAUUAACUGGGGAUUUUGAAUCGCUUGGCUGGUGGGACUUGUUCAUAAACUACGCUAUUGCCGAGUGUUUCUCCUUCCUGGUCUGCACCAAAUGGACCAACACUUCGAUUCGGGGAUCUCUGUCAUCAUCCUCAUCGUCUUCCAGUAAGCCGCUGGAAAGAGACGAAUCUCUUUGCAGUGCAUCUUCCACAUCAAUCGUACUUGAGGACGAAGGCAUCGAAGCCGGCUUUUGUGGGAAGGAGGACAUAGGGGGACAUUUGUUGAAAGCGCCAGUAUUGAUAUCGCAGAUCUUACUGUGUAUGAAGCUCGAGGGAACUCCAGCAGGAGCAGUAAACAUUCCAGUGGGUGUUGUUCUGAUGCCGCUGAUGGUCGUGCAAGGCUUGGCUAUUCUUCUUACAGUUUUGCGUGUCGUGGAAAGGCUCCUCGUGCUAAUGCACGUAGGUGACGAGUCGCAGAGCUCGCUGAACAUCUUCUCCCAGGUGCAGGAAUUCUUUGGUUUUGUUCACCAUGGCUCAAGGCUUCUUGGGUGGUGGUCCAUUGAUGAAAAGAGUAAAGAAGAACAAGUCCGGCUCUUAUCUGCGAGCUCGUCGGGGUACUACACAUUUACUGGCCCUCCGCCCGAUGUUGUCAAGAAAAUGGCUCGGAAAGACCUUGCUGAAGAGAUAUGGAGGCUUCAAGCUGCUCUGGGGGAGCAAACACGAAUAGCCAAGCAUCAGCAGCACGAGUUUGACCGCCUGCAGAGCGAGAAAGUGCUUUGCCGGGUGUGCUUUGAGCGUGACAUAGCCGUGGUGUUACUCCCGUGUAAACAUCGAGUCCUUUGCAGCUUGUGCUCCGAAAGAUGCAAACACUGCCCGAUAUGCAGAAGUUACAUCGGGGAUCGCCUGUCCGUGUAUGAUGUAUAGCGUAACAUGGUGGCUCGGCUGGUUCGUGGCCAGCAUAGAAGUCCCUGCUAGCAUCAGGAACCGUCCAACUUGAAUGUGAAAUGGUGCGCACCCAAGCAGGGAAAUCCACAUCGUCGAGCCCGGCUGAGCAGCACAGUAGAAGCAGCAGAUUUGUUUAUAUCCAUCCAUCCGUCAACAUAGAUAUACACCCCUUGCCUCUUAGUGAUAGUUUUUUAUGUUUGAAGCACGGGCAUCCAGCUGAUUUGCAGACAAAGCAAAGCAAAGAAGACGCCGACUGGAAAGUACAUUAUGC
Selaginella moellendorffii is the source of this 2091-nucleotide messenger RNA. RefSeq lists its product as uncharacterized. The record is from RefSeq and is a predicted model, not a curated record. Bases 144 to 1799 code for a protein of 551 amino acids. Lineage: Eukaryota; Viridiplantae; Streptophyta; Lycopodiopsida; Selaginellales; Selaginellaceae. The transcript has 13 exons.